UCCAAAGAUGAGAAGCAUUGAAUUAAGUCAAUCCCCUUCUAACUUAUGGGUUGUGGUGACAAUUACCUUCUCCUCCAUUUCUCCUCCCUUAUCAUAUGUUAUCACCUUCACCACUAUUCCUCUUAUAAUUCCCUCGCCUCCUCCUCUUCUCUCACUUCUCAAACCCCUUCUCACCACCAACCUAAACACAUACUAUGUUAUAACCAGUUCUAACUUAGCACAUCUUAAGCAGUAGUAGUAGUAGUAGUAGUAGUAAACAAUUUAUCUCCUCUUCAACUGAUCCGAGUUUCAUGGAUUAUUCUUGUUAUUCUUUCUCGCUUCUCCUCCUCUUCUUAUUUGGAUCAGGGUCCGUGAGUUGCACCACGUUCACGUUCGUGAACCGGUGCGGCGACACGGUGUGGCCGGGCAUGCUAUCAAACUCUGGGAGGUCGCCGCUCGAGACCACCGGGUUCGCCCUCCCCGCCGGCGGGUCCCGCUCGCUUCUCGCCCCGACCGGCUGGUCCGGCCGCUUCUGGGGGCGGACCGGGUGCUCCUUCGACCCGGCCGGGCGCGGCUCGUGCUCGACGGGGGACUGCGGCUCCGGCCAGGUCGAGUGCAACGGCGCGGGCGCCGACCCUCCGGUGACGCUCAUCGAAUUCACGCUUGCAGAAGGCUCCGACGGAAAAGACUUCUACGACGUGAGCCUGGUGGACGGCUACAACCUGCCGGUGGUGGUGGAGGCGACCACCACCGCCAUCAAUACAGCCUCCACCACCGCCGACACUGACACCGUCGGGUGUGCGGCGACGGGGUGCGCAGCCGACCUGAACCAGCGGUGCCCGGCUGAGCUGAAGGUGGGGGACGGGGAGGCGUGCCGGAGCGCGUGCGAGGCGUUCGGGACGCCCGAGUACUGCUGCAGCGGCGAGUUCGGCAGCCCGGACACCUGCCGGCCGUCAGUGUACUCGCAGAUGUUCAAGUCGGCGUGCCCGCGGUCGUACAGCUACGCCUACGACGACGCCACCUCUACCUUCACCUGCGCUACAGCCGCCGCCGCCGACUACGUCAUCACCUUCUGCCCUGACUCCACAGUCAGCCAAAAAUCAACAAAAAGUAGUUCACCAUCAAAACCAUCAGAAGCAGUGUUUGAUGAUGAUUCAUGGAUCGCAAGUUUGGCCACAGGGGGAGUAAGCGCAGCUACGAGGAGAAGAACAUUCUCAAUAGUGGAAGCUUCAUUAACCAUUGCAGCUAUUAUUUGUUUCCUACUCCAUUAAUUUACUUCUUAAUUUUCUUGGGGGGAAAGUUUGUUUGUAGUUUGCAUUAGAUAACUCUGUUUAAUAUAUAAAUAUAGUAACUUAGUGCACAAAGGUGCUAUAUUUGUGGUAAAAGUUUAUGGACUUCAAUCAUUUCAGCGCAAAAUUUGAAGGUUUAA
Messenger RNA from Ananas comosus (pineapple), 1408 nucleotides. Its product is annotated as thaumatin-like protein 1b. The transcript is spliced from 4 exons. Bases 291 to 1250 code for a protein of 319 amino acids. The record is from RefSeq and is a predicted model, not a curated record. Gene Ontology annotation, biological process: defense response. Lineage: Eukaryota; Viridiplantae; Streptophyta; Magnoliopsida; Poales; Bromeliaceae. Gene Ontology annotation, cellular component: extracellular region.